GCUGCUGAACUACUUACUGGUGUUCCAAACGGUCACUUUUAGAGACGGAAAGAAUCUGUAUGAAAAGCUUAAAAACUGAUGUGAGUGUGUUUUCAUGAAUUUUUUCGUGUGUUUUCAUGGAUUUUUUCGUGUUAGCAGUUUUGUGGAAUAAUUAAAUUCAGACAAAUCUACUUUUUGGUGUAUGUAGCCUGUAUGUUUUGGUUUUCCUUAACACGUCGUUUAUAAUUUAUACAUAAAUAUUAUGUUAUAGUGAUCAUUAAGUGUUAAAGCAUUUAUCAUCAAUUUGUCAUUUUUAUCUGUUGUGGCCUACUUAUGGGAUAAGGCCUACACAAUUAGGCUACAUAGCUAAAGUAUACAUGUAUUUCACCCGCUGAAAAUUCAUAAAAUGUAGUUGCCUGCGGAAUAAUAUGUGCUAUGAAAAUGUACCAGAAGCUUGCACGUUGACGCCUAUAUCACCAUUGCUAAGAUAGGUCCGAAAUCGACUUUAUGAAUGUCGAUGUAUUCAAUCUAACGUUUUAAAAUUACUAUGUAAUUUAUAUUCAGCAAUUUAAUUGGAAGGAGAGGAAAGACAGAAGGGAUUUUAAAAGCUAGCUCUCUGCUCCUGGGUCCCCCGGCGCGUGCAAUCACAGCCCCCCUAAAGGGAGCUCUUUUGCAGUCACGUCCGCUUGCGAUUGGUCAGUGCCUGGUCAGAUGGUACGGCUUCCCUCUGUCCCGCACUGGCAUAUAGCCACCCAGCCCCCCCCCCCCAACUAAAACCCAAUCUCCGAUAAACUACUAAUAGCUAAACCACUUGGACUAUAAAACACAACAAAUCAUAAACCAAGCAAAAGAACCGUGCCCUCCCAAUGAGUUCCUAUUUUGUAAACUCAACUUUCCCAGUGACUCUGCCCGGAGGACAGGAGUCGUUCUUGGGACAGAUACCGUUAUAUUCCUCCGGAUACACAGACCCUUUACGACACUAUCCUGGUUCUGCUUAUGGAGCUACGAGCGUCCAAGAAAAGGCAUAUCCAUCUUCCUUUUACCACCAAGCGAAUGGUGGCUACGGAAGGGCAGCCGCUGCCGGUCAUUGCGAUUACGCGACAGCAAGCUUCUAUAGGGAAAAGGACCCUGCUUGCACCCUCGCAAGCAUAGAGGAACAUUCGUUUGUUCUUAGUCAGGAUCAUCGCAAGACAGACUGCACGGGGACGACGGGGAAAAGUAUCUACCCCGAGGACGAACAGAAAUCGCCAGUGCCGGUUUACCCUUGGAUGCAACGGAUGAAUUCGUGUAAUGGGACCUUCGCUAAUGCCGGGAGAAGGGGUCGUCAGACGUACACUCGCUACCAGACGUUAGAAUUAGAAAAAGAGUUCCACUUUAACAGGUACCUGACCCGAAGGCGUCGAAUUGAGAUUGCGCACGCACUCUGCCUGACAGAACGUCAAAUAAAGAUUUGGUUCCAAAAUCGACGAAUGAAAUGGAAAAAAGAGAACAAAUUGAUCAACUGUUCACAAAACGAAGAGGACGAGGAGAAGAGGACAGAAUGAAUAUGUCUCAAGAAAAAGAAAACUAUUGCAUAGAAGGGCACCAGACACCAUCCCCAAGAAGACUUUCCAUCAUGUUAACAACUGUAGCAUUCCUGUAAACUUAUAAUUUUAUUUUUAUUGUGAUUUUUGUUGUAUUUUUACGUCAUUUUAAGCACGUGGUUUUGUGCGUUCUUACUCAGACUUUAGAUUUGCUCUCAAAAAUGAAAUGUCCAUGUGGAACGAAGCUAUCUGAAAUCUGUCAUAUUCUUGUUUAUAUUUAAACUGUGUAAAAAUAAAAUAAAUUCCAACUGUG
Triplophysa dalaica is the source of this 1815-nucleotide messenger RNA. It is a transcript of the gene hoxb6a, whose product is annotated as homeobox B6a. Gene Ontology annotation, cellular component: nucleus. Gene Ontology annotation, biological process: regulation of transcription by RNA polymerase II; anterior/posterior pattern specification. The record is from RefSeq and is a predicted model, not a curated record. Gene Ontology annotation, molecular function: DNA-binding transcription factor activity, RNA polymerase II-specific; RNA polymerase II cis-regulatory region sequence-specific DNA binding. The transcript is spliced from 2 exons. NCBI's taxonomy places the organism in Eukaryota, Metazoa, Chordata, Actinopteri, Cypriniformes, Nemacheilidae. The coding region runs from base 846 to 1523 and encodes 225 amino acids.